Aureobasidium vineae is the source of this 1932-nucleotide messenger RNA. The record is from the annotation of a GenBank genome assembly. NCBI's taxonomy places the organism in Eukaryota, Fungi, Ascomycota, Dothideomycetes, Dothideales, Saccotheciaceae.
AUGUCCGCUUCUGUUCCCGUCGACGACAUGGACGACAUUUACGGCACCCCGUCCGCCAACACCACCCCCGCCCUCCACACUGCCCAAGCAACCAGUUACGUCGAUGCAAAGCAGCUCCCCUCGACUCAGUCGCACGUCGCUGGCAUCCCUGGCCUGGGCUCUUUCCCCUCUGCCGCUUCAUCUAGUCUGUCUCAACCACAGUCUGAACAACCUCAAGAAGCUGCCCAGCCAGAGAUCGUCAAAGUCCAAGAAGAGACCAUUGUGAACCCUCUUCCCGAAAACCAGUCCCUCGAAGUCCUUGUUGAACAGCCCGUUGCUGCUGUCAUCCCUGCCGAAGCUGCCGUCGAGACUAAAGCCGAGCCUGUUCCUGCGCAAACCGCGCGCCCCGAUGCCACCUCCGCUCUGUUCGAUGCUCUCGGUAACAACGACGAGCUAAACAAGAACCUCCCCACACCCGUCAAGAACGAGCCCGAAUCAACUCCGGCAUCCGCAUCUGCUGCCGAACCUGAGACCGCCUCGGUACCUACAAAGCCCCCUGUCGACCCCGAGUUCCUCGAAGCCGCCGCAGCACAGAAGGGCGCUGAAGGUGCCGAGUGGCAGUACGACUCAUCUGAUGCCGAGUCUUCCGACGAUUCCUCUAGCAGCGACGACUCUUCGAGCGAUGAAGACAGUGAUGAGGAGGGAUACGAAUUGCUCGACCCAGCCACGGCUGCACGUAUGCUUAUGGAAGAAGGUGGCAUGGACGAUGAGGAUGGUGGUAGCAAGGCUGCUAGUGGAAGUCAACUUCGCACCAAGAACGAGGUGCCAGAAGAGAUCAUCCCCAAGCCGGAUGUCACCGUCACCCCCGACAUGAAGAUCACACCCCUGGGUGCCGUUCAGCACGUCGUCGACACACUGAUUCUCAUCAAGGCUUUUACGUCUGGAGAGUAUCAAGUUCUGGAGUCUGGUUCCGUCUUGUGUCUGGAGAACCGCGAGGUCAUUGGAGCCGUUCAGGACACCAUUGGCAAGGUCGAAGAGCCCUUGUACUCGGUUGCCUUCACCAGACCCUCCGACAUCUCGGAUCUCAACAUCGUUACAGACACCAAGAUCUUCUACGUUGAUUCACACUCAACGUAUGUCUUCACACAGCCCCUCAAGAACCUCAAGGGUACCGACGCCUCAAACCUCCACGACGAGGAAGUCGCAGAUGAAGAGAUGGAGUUCUCUGACGACGAGGCCGAGGCUGCCUACAAAAGAGCUAAGAAGGAAGCCAAGAAGGGCGCAAGAGCUGCUCGCGACCAGACCAACCAGGCACCUGCCCCCAAGCCUUACACUGGUGGAGCCAUGAACUACGACGACGAGCCUGAAGCCGAGGAAAUGUACACACCUCUUGCCCGUCCUGAUAACCUGCAAGACAUGAUGGCCAAUGGAGCACCCCCAGCUCGUCGUCAGUUUGCCGAACGUGGCGGCAGAGGUCGUGGUAGAGGUCGCGGCGGUGAUAGAGGUCGUGGCGAUCGUGGCAGAGGCGGUCGUGGUGGUGGCCGUGGUGGUGCCGACAAUGCAAACCAGCGCAAGGGUCCCUCCAACUCAUACCCUGAUACACACAACGCUGGUGCGCAAGCCUACGCCCAGCAACUCCCGCAGAAACCUGCCGGUCAAUCGCCUUUCCCUAACAUGCAGUUUGCAUGGCCACCCAACCCUCAGUUCUUCAAUCAAGGUCAGCAACAGCAGUCCUACAAUCAGGGUCAGCAGCAGCAGCCUUACCAGUUCCCUGGAGCACCUGCAGGUGCAUUCGUCAACCCUGCUUUCUUCCAACAGCAGCAGCAAAUGCAACAGCCACAGCAGCCACAGCAGCAGGCUCCCGCAGCAUCAGCUCAGAACGGUGGCCCUUCGCCCGAGGCAAUUCAGGCAGCCGCCGACCUCUGGCGCAGACUUCAGCAGCAGCAACAGUAG